ACAAAUUUAUUUGAAAAAAUUGAAGUAUUUGAAGGCGAUGGGUUUGUGGGUGUAGUGGGCUUAUAGGGUGUUAAUAAAGUUAGGUGUGGCUUCCUGAAUGUAUACGGACCUUGCAAUGUUGUUGCUCGAGCCAAGCUGUGGAAUGAUAUCACUAGCCAAAUCAAGAAUCGAAAUUGUAUUUUCUACAUUGGGGGUGAUUUCAACUGUGUUAGAGGAGGGCAUGAAAGAAAAGCUUGCUAUGACAAGAGGUAUUAGUGACCACUGCCCUAUUAGCCUUAGCUCAAGCAACUUUGACUGGGGUCCUAAACCUUUUAGAUCAAUUGAUAGCUGGACUUCUCACCCUGGUUUUAGUCAAAUGAUUGAGAAGUCAUGGAACUCUUUCUAUGUUAAAGGAUUCUGGGGUUUCAAAUGCAAAGAGAAGUUAAAGCUUCUCCGACAGAAACUUAAACAAUGGAAUAAGGAAGAGUUUGGCAACAUUGAUAGUCAAUUAGAAGAGGCUAUGAAGAAAGUUGAUUUUGUUGAUUUCAAAUGUGAAAAUCAGGACCUAACGGAGGAUGAUAUGCUCAAAAGAAAGGAGGGCUUUGUAGAUCUUUGGCAAUGCUUGAGGAAAAAAGAAAGUUUAUGGAGGCAAAAAUCUAGAGCUACCUGGGGAACCUGGAUUGAUGAUCCUGCACAAGUAAAGAAGAUUGUAAUGGACCAUUUCUCAAGCCAGUUCUCUUCUCAGCCCCAAUUACGACCAUCAUUACAGCACCUUCAGUUUAAUAAAUUAUCUGACAUGGACAGAGGGAUGCUUGAGGCAGAAUUUACUAUUGAGGAAAUUAGAGAAGUAGUCUCUUCUUGUGCUAGCGAUAAAGCUCUAGGGCCUGAUGGGUUUAAUUUUCACUUCAUCAAAUCAAUUUGGGAAACAAUUGAAGGUGAUAUUAUUAAUUUCCUCAAUGAAUUUCAUCAAAAUGGAAGGCUGGUUUGUGGCCUUAAUGUGUCCUACAUCACUCUUGUGCCAAAAAAGAAAAACCCGACAACCUUGCAAGAGUAUAGGCCAAUAACCAUGGUCGGUUGUCUUUAUAAAAUUUUGGCCAAAAUCUUAUCAAACAGGUUAAAAAAGGUCAUUGGCAAAAUUAUUAAUUCAAGUCAAUCUGCUUUUUUAGAAGGGAGACAGCUUGUGGACGGCGUCUUGGCCCUUAAUGAAUUGGUACAUUAUUUGAAAAUGAAAAAGAAGAAGGGACUCUUGUUCAAAGCUGAUUUUGAAAAAGCUUUUGACUCGGUGAAUUGGAACUACUUGGAUUCUAUGCACUUCAAUAUGGGCUUUGGAGAUAAGUGGCGAAGCUGGAUGAAAGAAUGCCUAUCUUCUGCUUCCUUCUCUAUUCUUGUUAAUGGUAGCCCUACACCAGAGUUCAAAAUGCAGAGAGGAUUGAGGCAAGGUGAUCCUCUCUCACCUUAUCUUUUCUUAAUUGUUGCUGAAGGCUUGCAUGCUCUACUUUACGAAGCUGAAAGGAAAAAUCUUCUUGAAGGUGUGGAUAUUAAUGAGAAUUUAUCUAUUUCUCACCUCCAAUUCGCUGAUGACACAGUUCUUAUUAGAGAUGCUUCACUUAAGUCCAUCAGAGCUUUCAAGUUUCUUCUUAGAUGGUUUGAAAUUGUCUCUGGCCUCAAAAUCAACUUUGGCAAAAGCAUCUUAUAUGGAAUUAAUACCGAAGAAAGGUGGCUUAGCAUGGCAACUUCUACCUUAAAUUCUAAGCAUGGGAACAUGCCAUUCAUUUAUUUGGGGCUCCCGAUCGGUGAUGAUCCACAUAAAAUCAGCUUCUGGAAUCCAGUGGUGGAAAAAUUUCAAUCUAAGUUGGCAGCCUGGAAAGGUAGACUUCUAUCAUUCAGAGGCCACGUUACACUUCUCACGUCGGUACUUUCAGCUCUCCCCCUCUUUUAUUUUUCACUUUGUAAAGUCCUUAAAGGUGUCCUUGCUGAUUUAGUUAAAAUUCAAAAGAAUUUUUUGUGGGGAGGUUCGGAUAGUUGUAAUAACAUUGCUUGGGUAAAUUGGGGUAGGGUCUGCCUUAAUAAAUCAAAGGGAGGGCUUAGCAUACCAAACCUUGCACUUAGGAACUCUACCCUUUUAGGGAAAUGGUGGUGUAAAUUCUAUGAUGAUGAUGAGAAUGGGAAGUUAUGGGAGAAAAUCAUUGUUAGUAAAUACUACGAAGGUGCUCCUAUUGAUUCUAUUACUAAUAUUGUCCAUUCAAUAUUGUCUCCUCUUUGGAAAGAUAUCCUAUCUAUUGGCAGAGAUGAUGAAAGAGCUUCUGCUUGUUUCAUUGAUGGUGAUGGUUCAAAAACUAGAUUUUGGAAGGAUGUUUGGCAAGGCAACUCUCCUCUUAUGGCUGAUUUCCCUCGCCUUUUCAACCUCACUCGAAGCAAGAAUCUAUUAGUUGCCGACUUAAAGCAACCCAACACAGAUGGAUGGGCCUUUCAAUGGCGCAUGCCUCCCUUUGGCAGGGAAUUGGACGAGCUUAGGGUGCUGGAAAAUAUUCUGAAAAAGGUGUUCAUCCCAUAUGAUAGAGCUGAUCAAGUUACAUGGAAACACAACCUGGUGGGAUACUCUACAAAACAUGCUUACAGGUUCCUUGAGAUCUCCUCAUCAUGUCUUGAUAAGAGCUACUGUAAGAUUAUUUGGAGUCCAUUCACACCAUCCAAAGUCAGUAUUUUUGCUUGGCGCCUCUUCUUAAAUCGACUUCCUACCAAGGACAACCUAAUAAUUCAUGGUGUUGACUUGGCUUCCAACUCAAAUUGUGUCCUUUGUGGGGAUUACAUAGAGGACCUCAAUCAUAUCUUUGCCACUUGUUGUUGUUCUCAAAAUGUCUGGAAGUGGGUUUGCUGCUGGUGGGGGGUUCCUUUUAUUCCUAUUGCAAAUGCUCCCUUGCUGAUUAUCGAACUUUGUUCACUUAUGGAUGCCAGGAAAUCAUGGAACUGUUGGGCUUUAUCUAUUCUCACCACAGCAUGGACAAUUUGGUACUUCAUAAAUGGUAUUGUGUUCAAUAAACUGAAUUGGGAAGAAAACAACAUUUAUGGUCUAAUUCAAGCUAAAACUUUUUGUUGGAUUAAAGGAAAAUCAAAAUCUGCAGUGUUUAGUUUUGGUGAUUGGUGUUGAUUUCCAAAUCUUUGUGCUGAUGGCAUUUAGACUACAAAAUGUAACUCUUGUCUUCCCAUUUCUUUUGUAAGGGUGAGUACCCCUUGUACUCUUUUA
This is a messenger RNA of Rubroshorea leprosula, 3223 nucleotides long. The record is from the annotation of a GenBank genome assembly. Lineage: Eukaryota; Viridiplantae; Streptophyta; Magnoliopsida; Malvales; Dipterocarpaceae.